Molecule: messenger RNA, 8234 nt
Organism: Chroicocephalus ridibundus (black-headed gull)
Lineage: Eukaryota; Metazoa; Chordata; Aves; Charadriiformes; Laridae
Gene: MXI1
Product: MAX interactor 1, dimerization protein
Exons: 6
Coding region: 358-1044 (228 amino acids)
Biological process (GO): regulation of transcription by RNA polymerase II
Molecular function (GO): RNA polymerase II cis-regulatory region sequence-specific DNA binding; DNA-binding transcription factor activity, RNA polymerase II-specific; protein dimerization activity
Source: RefSeq, a predicted model, not a curated record
GGGACCGGGGGUUGCGGGUGGGGGCAGCGCUGGGGCGGGAUGGGUCUGGGUCGGGGAUAGCUCUCGCCUGGCUGCCUCCCCCGGGGGGAGGAUCCCGGUGCCGGUCCGUCCUCCGGCAUUUCCUCGCGUGUUUCCCCUUGCCACCCCUUGCCCUCCCAGGAGAGCCACCCCCGCCCAUCCCCCCAGCCCCCGGGACGGGAGGGCUGUCGGUGUGAGGAGGCCCAGGGGCUGGGGAGAGACGGCCAUCCCUCGCUCCUCCCCCCGCAGCCGCCCCCGUUGCCAGCGGGGGAGCCGGGAGCCUGGGGGCGAAGGGGGGGCCCGGGGCUGCGGUGUCCCCCGGCUGCCGGCCCGGGGGCCAUGGAGCAGGUCCAGAUGAUCAACAUCCAGCGGCUGCUGGAGGCGGCCGAGUAUCUGGAGCGAAGGGAGAGAGAGUGCGAACAUGGCUAUGCCUCGACCUUCCCCUCAGUUCCAAGUCCUGGACUACAAGACCCAAAGCCCACACGGAGGCUGAGUCGGGCAAGGAAACACAGCGGCAGUGGCAGCAAUGCAAGUAUUGCCAACAGGUCUACGCACAACGAACUAGAAAAGAACCGCCGAGCUCACCUCCGCCUGUGUCUAGAACGCUUAAAAGUUCUGAUACCGCUAGGACCAGACUGCACCAGGCACACAACGCUUGGGCUGCUCAACAAAGCCAAAGCACAUAUCAAGAAACUUGAAGAGGCUGACAGGAGAAGCCAACACCAGCUUGAGAACCUGGAACGAGAACACAGAUUCCUAAAGAGAAGACUGGAACAACUACAGGGUCCUCAGGAGAUAGAGCGAAUACGAAUGGACAGCAUUGGAUCUACCAUUUCCUCGGAUCGCUCAGACUCGGAGCGAGAAGAGAUUGAAGUGGAUGUUGAAAGCACAGAGUUCUCCCAUGGAGAAGUGGACAAUAUCAGCACAACCAGCAUCAGUGACAUUGAUGAUCACAGCAGCUUGCAGAGUAUUGGGAGUGACGAGGGUUACUCCAGUGCCAGUGUCAAGCUCUCGUUUGCUUCCUAGAACCAAGUGAGACAACAGUGCAGGGUGAAUGAUUUCACUGAGGUUAAUAAACUGGGUCCUAGAUGCCAGUAUCCUCUUUCAGAAAUGAUGUAUUGACAGCUAGUCCUGGAGAGACCUGUAUAUAAAGCUUUUCGGAUAAAGGAAGCCUCCACAGAAACCCACAUGUGUUCACUUGGUCAUGUUACCAAUCUCAAUUCCUGCUGGCAAAAAGUUAGGCCAAACACUAGUCCCUUUGAAGUCAGUGAAAUCCAUUUGUUUCUGUGGGACCUGGAUCUAGACCUUAGUGAUGAAACACUUUGUUUUGAAUUUCUUUGUUUGAAAGAGGAUACUAGGGACUCAUCCCUCUCUUUCUGUCAUGAGAUCUGAGAAAUGUCAGAAUUUCUUACAUUGCAUUCAGGAUGAACAACCUAGUUUAGGCCCUUCUGAAGAGCUUUUCUGGUCCUAAAAGGACCGUAUCCUACAGUUUAUCACAAUCCAAUGCUGGCGUAAUGUACUAGGAAAUCUAAGAAGGCUUACAUAGCCUAGGAAUAACAAUGACAAUAAUGAUUAAGGUCUCAUUCUGUGCCCAGAGAGAGUGGGGCAGCAAAGAGAGAGAUGUUCAGGAGAGAACGCCAUUCAGCUCAGCUUUCUUUUGGACAUCAUUUAAAAAGCAAGUACCUCUGAUGCGUGGCUAAAGCAAGAGGUACCCAAUUGUAACCUACCAGCACAUCGUGAGCUGUGUCAUGCCUCAGGCUGCGACACCGACAGCAGAUCUCCUGGUAGAUGCGUGCUCAUACGCAGGCACACAACCAGCUGAGGACAGAAAGAAACCAGCACAUACGAGAGGUGAUAUGCCAGAAAGUCAUGCCCAGAUACUGAGCCACUAUGACCUUUUUAUUUGAAGAGAUUUUUUGAUAAACAUUUGUAAAUGUGUUGGGAGGGAAAACACCCCAAGUCUGAUGUGUCUUUUUAGAGCUUGUCCAUAUGAAAUCUUAGACGUCUUUUAUAUGAAUUUAUGCCAUGAAAAGAUCUCUGUUUUGAUGAAGCACUUGACCCAAUGAAAUGCAAAGAUGCUUUUUGCCAUGCACACAACGGAUGAAGGCUGUGCUAGCUGGAAGAGGCCAGGUUUGGUGGGGGUUUCUUCGAUUUUCUUUUUAGAAUCAUUCCCUUUGCUGACUUUUGAAGUUCCAGUCCAGUAGUUAACCUAGUUAAGCUCAGCACGUCUCUCAUGUUAAUGUAACGUUUUGACUGCACGUUCUGUUCCCAAGGGCCUUGCCAUCUUAUCUGUGCAGGUACAGUUAAGAGCUAUUAUAGCGAAUGUUUUCUAAUUUUCUCAGAGACGAGCAUUCUAACCUGCACUUUGAAGGCUUUGCUUUUUUUUUUUUAUUUUUGUCUUUUUAAUGGCCAGGAUUGUUUUGUUUUCCAAGUUUUAAAAACCUUAAUAGAGUCCUCACCUAUGGCAUUGUUUGAAACUUUGUGUAUCCUAUCCUUAAGUAAUUUAACUACCCCUCAUUACUAAGAAAAAAAAAAGAUGAAAAAAUGCUUUAUAAAAUUCAUAACUUAUUGCUGAUUUGAAUGGGUUGUUAAUUUCAGUCCUUUAGAUUUUAUUUUAUUGUUUUAGGUAGGGUUGGGCAAAAAGAGGUAAAAUAAAAAAAUAAAGACAACCAUGUUUAGCAGUGCAGUGGAAUUGUGUUUAAAUGUUAGCAUAUGGUCCCCAUUAAAGUAGCACUUUAACGCCAUUAAACAUUUCUGUAUCUGAAAUGAGUUGUGUUCUUCCAUCUUGGUCAUUCAUCACUUUAGCUGACUCUGUUGUUCUUGUGCCCUUCGAUCCUGCAAUGAGAAGAUCCUGAGUGAGUCUGCUGUAGACUUCUGCGUUAUGAUAGCUUGCCUGUGUUUAAAUAUUCUGAUGUUUCCCUGACUCUCCUCCAAAGUGUUUCAUCCCCUGUAAGAGUCACAACACACAAUAAUCUUUCCAUGGCUGUAAUGAACGAUUUCUGUUUGUUUGGGGUUUUUUAAAUUAAUUUGCUUACUAAGUCUGGAUCAGAUUGCUGUUGUUAAAUCUGUUUUCACUUGUGUGUAUGUAAUCCAGUGGCUCGGUACAUCUGUUCUUCCUUCUGGGAGGUGGCCUGGCAGGAGCAGGAGUCUGCCACAGACUGAAUUGAGCUCUAGGUUAACAAAUGGAGCCUGAGGGUUUUCAAAGAACUGCUGCUUGGAUUUAUGUUUGCGGUCCAUAUAAUCUCUGGAUGACGCAAAGUUUGAGAAAGUCUCCCGAGUGGUGAAAAGUGGGAAACUUUAGCUCUAGCAAGGCCCAAUUUAUUUAUUCAUCAUUAUUAUUAUUCUCCGUGAAAGUGGUGACCACUGGCAGCCCUGGUGCUGAGCAGUUGAAUACCAGUGGAAUUUAUUUAUUUAUGACCCUUUUUCUGUAGCUGUCCCAGCAUCUCCUCCUUCCUGUUAUUCCUGUUUGUUUUAAAUGGCCACUUGGGAAAGAAAUACCACGGUUGGGAAAUACUGAAGUUCAAGGGGUGGGGAAUGGCUUUGCUCUCCUAGUUGGUAUAAAACAGUGAUGUGUCUAUGUUUGGAAUAAACGUAUCCGAAAUGUUUGCUUGUAUGCUCCAGGGCCAGUUUAGCAUCUCGUACCUUUUCUAGCAUUGUGGACUCAAAGGGGUCUUGAUAUCAAGUGCAAAUACAAUGGGAAAAAUGUAGCAGAAGAUGAGCUUCCCUCACGAGCCACCUGCCUGACCGUUCAGCUAGCAGCAGUGGUCCAGUCAGGAAGAGAACCAGGGAUAAAACAAAAUUUUAUGUGUAUAUAUAUCUAUAUCUAUUUAAUAUAGGUGUCUGCCCCCCACCUUAACUGCAGUUUCAUCCGGAAUAAUGCUUUUUCUUGCUACAUGGUAAUCUGGGUAUGGAAUCAUGCUUUCUUUUCAUCUUUGCAAAAUUGUGUGAGGGUUUUUUUUAUGGUUUGCUUUAUGGGUGCUGUUGGCUUUCCUGCUUUAUUUUUGUGUUUGUAGAGUAACAGAAGCCCUAAAUCGGUUCUCUGCUGAAUUUUACAAGAAUAAGAUGACUUUUCCUGUGGAAACAGAAUUGGAUGUACCUUCCUUAGGCAGCUUGCCGGCGCAGUAGACACAAUGCGCACGCACAGCUCCCUCGUAAGCUCAUUCUGUCGAGUCCUCCCCCUAUAAAUUAGAUCCCCAGUAGGUCCUUUUUGCUACGGACAAACCCAUUAAAACGACCAUCCAGCAUUUUCCUUCUUUUGACACCAGCGUAUUACAGUAUGUCAUCUCGCAUCUGCAGACAAGGUGGAGAUGACUAUCUGGCUGCGUUUGUCAUGGUUAUCCUGUGGCGAGUUGUCACCUGAAGGUCAUUCUAAUGUCCAUUCCAUUAGAGGCACGUCAGUGACGAAGGCGGUCUCAAAUCUGUCUGUCUCAAGAAAUCUGCAGGUCAGUAGAAAUGGGGUUAACUGUACAGACCUAUCAGUCUCCAGGUUUUGUGGUUGUGUUUUCCUUUUGUUGGUGUGUUUGCUACCAUCUGAUUCUGGAGGCUGGAGCGCCAGCCUCCUGCUUUUCUGCUUUUUGUUCCCUUUUACUUGCUGCUCCCUGUUUUUAGCCUGUGUUUCUGUGUUGCCCUGUUGAAAUGGAUGAAACAUUUGGCUUCAGUGGAAGUGGCAUCAGUCGCCUGCACUAAAUGGAGAUAAUAUUUUUUUCUUUUUUUUUCACCCCUAGGAUAAGCUUUUGUUGUUGUGUAUUUUCUGGCACCAGCCAUACGUCACUGGAAAGAGAAACCGGGGUCACUUCCUGGCAGAUAAUGAUAAAACCCAGGACUUCGUUCUGAGGUUAGGCAGGUGAUAAUAUUCAUAAUGAAAAAGAAAUAACACAAAUAACAGAAUAAAGCCUGCUGGUUUUUUUCCUGGGGCUUUGUCCCGUGGACAGAUUUUCUGGUGAGUGGUAAAUUCUGUCACCUGAUAGUGACUGAAACUCCUCUGCAUCAGCGAUACAGUCUCCAAGUUGUCCUGUGGGACCCUCAGGGAAGAGGAGUGCAUCCUACUUCCUGGAAAAUACCCCUGUGCUGUCAAAUUUGUUUGGAACAGGCCGACAGAUCUGGGUGAUGUUUGGGAGGAUGAACACGGAAGAGGAGAGUGGUUGUCUACAUACACAGUGUUUUCCUUUGGAGCGAGCUGUUACAGAAAAGCAGGUUGUUUAACUGGGGGUAAUACCUCAGCUCUGAGCCCUGCUUCUCGCUCGUUUCUUUCUAAAAGGAAGGAAAUUUCCUUCAAUUAUUAGGCAGAAGCAGAAAUAAGGAGACUAUGAGUAUUGGUCCUGUGGCUGUGUACUAAAUCUGUCAUAUUUAGGGUUUCUGUUUGGGGUGUUGUUGUGUUUGAUUAAAAGUAAAGCAUUGUCUCACCAGGAGGGACGCUCAUGUUGAGGUCCCUUCAAAAACACCGAGGAUCGGGAAUCGCUGAGCAGGCUCUGGGAAGGGUGGAUGAUUCCUGGGAGGUUUACGCUCCUGCGGAGCUGAACCAUUGAGUCACACUGUGCCACUGGCCUGACCCAGUGCAGGUCAAAGGUGUGAAGUGUCAUUUGCUUUCAGAAAGAUCUUCAGUGUUAACCAUACUGUAAGGGCUAUGGGUAAUAUUUAAAUUUGUUUUUAGCACACUGGAAAAAACCAGCCCCUUAGUUUGUAUUACCCCCACGAGGCCCAGAGCAAACCAGUUGGGCGAGCUGGUUCUUGUGGCCUUUAGCAAGUCAUUCAAUGUCAUGGUGUGGAGUCUGGGUGCUGCAGGCAUGCGCUGAAGCUACAUUUUAAGACGGUGUUUACUCAGAGGGAACAAAGUGCUGCAGAGGAUUGAUGUUGGUCAGGGUGGCCCUGGCCAGUGCUUUUAAGGCCGUGAAAGAUUUUCAUGUACUGGAAAUGUGGUGGUUCGGAGAAGCUGGGCAGAGAGGGAUGUUGAGAAAGUGGCUCUGGGCAGACGCAAUAAUGCUCAUCUCACCUUGGGGGACGCUCCCAGGUUGGGUUUUUUUUUGCAGUAAGGUCCUCUGGGGUGUUUUGUCUUACAGACCUGACUGUAGCGUGCAUGGGGCUGGAGGACACCGGCAUUUCUUGUUGCCUUCCCGCAAGCAGCAGCUCUAGUGUGCCUCCUCCACGAGGUGAUAGCUACGGGGGUAGUGUGAGAGGAGACAGGUUGAGCGUUCGUCUGUUCCCUACCCCAUCAUGAUUCCCACUGAGAGAAGCGCUGGCGAGCUGGAAAGCCAUGCGCAUCACUCUGUGCGUGUGCACUCAGCUUGGGGUCAAGUUCACCCCUUCUGUAAGGUCUCAUCACCAUCAUGAACGUUGCAGUAGGGCUUGUGUUUCAGCAAGGAUUAAUUUUGAACUUGAGGGACAUAGCAGCAAAACAGGGUAAACCAUCACAGGAAUGUAAAGCAUUUUAUGGUAGUUGUAACAUUGCGGUUGCUCGUCAGAAUGUACACAGACCUAGUUCGUAACUUGACUUGGGCUACUGGAGCUCUAGCUAGUGCUGAGUUUAGCCAAGGCUAGGAAAUUCUUUCCGUUUAACCCCUUUUCAAAAAUACUUGUCUCAAAACAAUGAGUUGUUUGGGAUCUCUUCCUGGAAGGCUUGAUUGGGCAAUACAAAAAGCUCUUUCCUCUCCUGGAGUGAUGGACAACUGUACAAAAUAGUAUUCGUUGCCCUAGGGAAUACCUGUUCAGCCGGUCUGCUAAAAAUGUAAAGUUUAAAACUUAGCAUCACUUGUAUUCCUCACAGAGAACUUCUCUUUGGGAAGUAACAUCACCUUUGAGUCCAGGUAAGAGUGAGAUGUUUUCUGUCAGCAUCUAUCAUGGGAAAAUUUUGCACUUCCGUACAGACCAAGGAAUCCUUGCGAGGUGAGUUCAGCACAGAAAGGUAAUGGCUUUACAAAAGGAAAUAAUGGGUUUCUGUGCCGCAGAGCCAUCUGCUCAAGGCCAGAAUUUUGAUGUGUGAGUGAAGUUGCUUCAUUAGGCUGUACGUUAACAGGUCGCUUGGGUAUGUGGCACGGAUGUUUAACAUAGUCCUGGUGCAAACAUCCCUCCUUAUUUCACAGUCUAAAAGUGAAGCUUUUCAGAGCGCAGAUAACGAUUGGGCAAACUGCCGUGCAAAGAGCAGCACCAGCUGCAAGGCAGCAAGUGGUACUUCUCCUGGGUCUGGCCCAGGAACAUUUUCCAUGAUCCCAGGCUGAGUGUAACUGUUGUGAGACGUGAAAGCGGUGAUGGUUUCACAAAAUAUUGCCUCAGUGCUGGUUCCGGUGAGUGGGAUGUCAAUGGGAAGUAUGGAAGUUUGCUAUCUUUUUGAGGUUUUCUGUAAAUAUCUCCAGUGUGGAACUGCAGUCUCCUAAGUCGAAGUCCCUUAUUGUACUUAGAAACGUCUGAGAUCAAGCAUCUACAGAAAUAAGUGACACGACGCUCUCACUCUGGCGUACGGGAAAGCAAAAGAGGAAUGGAUUCCCAUGACCAUGGAAACUUAAAAGUUGCUACUCUUAAGACACUUCUAAAUAUUUAAACUGACUGGAGCAGUCCCAGAUCUGUGAGUCAGAUUUGUGCUGUUUUAACUUCCCCACUAGAUUACAAUUUAUACAAGAUUGAGGCUGUAAUAGAUAAACCGUUUCCUGUAGUAACUUACAUUUAAGAGGAAACAUACGUCCCGUGCUGCUCGUCUUGCACAGUAUCCUGAGAUACAAGGAACAAAUCUGUGUUCUACAACAAAUAUCUUUUCCAUGAUGUCUCUAGCUUAGUGGGUUUGCACACUUUACUUCUACGCUUUUAACUUUUCCUCUGUCAUUUCAGUAUUUCUAAGUACUGUCUGCUUUAUAGUAGCAUUUGCUAGCACUGGGGUAGGUACUUACUCUGCCCGGAAGUCAACGCAGACCAUGAGUUCUGAAAAAUCAGGUUUCUUACUGUUUAGAGCAGCUAAUAAAACUGGGAAAUAAAUUAUAUUUUUUUUAAAAAAAAAAAAGCAAACAAAUACCAAAACACUUUCAGCCACGCAUUUUGGGACACUUCAGCGUUUGUAAAAUAAGGCACUUGUUUGUUUUGGCAACUACCAGCAUUGCUUAACUCAUGAUUUAUUUUUUCUACGUGAUUUUUCUCAAGACACUUUACCAAGGCAGUGUUCCAAAGCCAGGCUACACAUGAACCAGCCCCAUCCUGCAGCGGAGGAAAUAGCAUUAAAAAAAAAAAAAUAAAAA